Messenger RNA from Helianthus annuus (common sunflower), 3278 nucleotides. RefSeq names its product BRCT domain-containing protein At4g02110. NCBI's taxonomy places the organism in Eukaryota, Viridiplantae, Streptophyta, Magnoliopsida, Asterales, Asteraceae. The transcript is spliced from 11 exons. The coding region runs from base 81 to 3146 and encodes 1021 amino acids. The record is from RefSeq and is a predicted model, not a curated record.
UUAUUUCACUCAUAAACUAUAUAAAUUCUUAAUGAGCACAGAUUUCAACUGAAUAAUCGCUAAUUUCAGUGCCAUAUUUGAUGGAAAAUCAUCAAAAUUCACCGUUUGACCGGCCAUCUCAAGUAUUCAAUGGCAUCCGAUUUGUUCUUCUUGGUUACGAUCCUCUAAAAAACUCACAGUUGUGUUUACAGGUUUCACUGACGUUUGUUAAUGGCGGAGCGGUUAAUGUCGGUAAAUACGGUCCGAAUUGCACUCAUGUUAUUGUUGAUAAGCUUGUUUAUGAUGAUCCCGUAUGUGUUGCUGCUAGACGAGAUGGAAAGAUAUUAGUGUCUAGCUUAUGGGCUGAUCACAGUUUUGAUGUCGGAGCUCCUGUGGAUGUAACUUCGGUAAUGUAUAGACCUGUUAGGGAUUUAAAUGGAAUUCCAGGUGCAAAAUCACUUGUAAUAUGUUUAACCGGAUAUCAACGUGAAGAUCGGGAGGACAUUAUGACCAUGGUUGGACUGAUGGGUGCACAAUUUUCUAAACCACUGAUAGCAAACAAGGUCACUCAUCUUAUAUGCUACAAAUUUGAAGGGGAGAAGUAUCUGCUUGGGAAGAAAAUGAAAAAGAUAAAGCUUAUUAACCACCGAUGGUUAGAAGACUGUUUAAAGGCUUGGAAGAUUGUUCCGGAAGCAGAUUAUAGUAAAAGUGGCUAUGAGCUGGAGAUGGAGGCUGAAGCGAAAGAUUCUGAAGACGAACUAGAAGACGUUACUGCAAGACGAAACGAGAGGAAUAUAGCAAGUCCACCUCAUUCUCUAUCGUCAAAUCAGGAAGUCCCAAAGACCGUAUCGAAUAUUAGUGCUUCUAAAGUGUUUAAUAACGCCCAAGAAACGGUGUCACCGACUAUGAAAACUACGUCUAAUCAAUUCCGUAAUCCCCGUGAGACUAAAAGUACACAUCUAGACACUGAAAAUGUUAUUGAUGUCACCUAUGGGACAUCUAGUUUUUGCGAAAAAACUGUCGGCAGUUCAUCGUUACAAAACAAAAUUAUUUCUGCAUCCACAUUAGCUAACAAGUCUCCCCGUAAUGAAGCUAGAAAUGUCGUAUCUCCAAUGAGAACCACGUCUCCGACAAUCGACAUGAAAAGCAAUACUAGGAGUGCUAAAAGGUUGAAUAAAUUCACAGUCAAUGAUGCUUUCGGUAUGUCUUCUUCUUUGGUACAAAAAGUGAACACCAAGACUCCUAACAGUGAUUCGCUUUCCUGUAAGAGGAAGAUCGGCGUUUCUUCCGGUAGUUUUGAACUACAAAAGAUGAGUCAAAAUAAUGAUAAUAACAAUGUCGAAAGCGCAUUACAGGAGUUAAAAGACUUGGAUGCAGUGCAAAGACCACAGAAAAAGUAUAAAGAAACCAGUGGUAUGGUUGAAAAUGUCAUACAAUAUUCUGCGGUUCGUUCUGAUAUUCAAAAAUCCGGUAAUCAGAACAUGGAGAUCGAUGAACAAACUGGUGGAUCAACUUCAAAAUCUGUCAGAAGGAAAUCUGUUAGCAAGAAGUUUUCGGCCCCCGGUCUUACUAAAAAGAAUACCGUGAAUGAAAAAGUUUCAACUUUUUCGAAAAGCAGUGCACUGAGGAAUGAUGAUGAGAAAGAGAAACUCUUGAAGAACCGGAACGUUGAAGAAGUUUUUCAAUCCGUCAAACCAGGUACACAGAUAGAUUUGGAAGAUGAAACCGAGCCUCCAGAGGAUAAAGACGACACAAGCAAACAGAAACAUGAACAUGGUGAACAAGAAAACGCUGUUGAUGUAGAUCAACACAAUGAGAAUCUUGAGUGUAAAAAGACAUCUAGAGGGAAUCUGACUAAAAAAGAUAACAAGAAACCAGAAAUUAGGAAAGAAUCAACUCCAAAUCGAGCUAGGAGAAGCAAGAGAAAUGUAAACAAUUCGGAGAAAUCUACGGAACUUCAGGCAGCAGAAGAUGUUAGUAACGAUCCGAACAUGGAUACAGCGAACGCUGAUACGGAAACAGAGAAUGUCGUGAACAAGAAAGAAGCCAAGAGAAAUAAACAGCCUCUGAUUAAAACCAAGGAUUCCGUCAAAGAGGUAACUGAUGUUGAAGCUGUUAACGUUGAAGAUCAAAGUACUGGUACGAAAGAGGUACUUAAACGUGGUGAAGGAUUACAUGAAAAGAAUCGCGAUAAGGGGAGUGCUAGUGUUUCAAAACCGGAACCGAUGUGGUUUAUAUUGGCUGGACAUAAGUUGCAAAGAAGGGAGUUCCAGCAGAUAAUCAAGCGGUUGAAAGGAAGAGUAUGCAGAGUCUCUCAUCAAUGGUCUUAUCAGGCAACUCAUUUCAUUGUCCCUGAUCCCUUACGCAGAACCGAGAAAUUCUUUGCCGCUGCUGCUUCUGGAAGGUGGAUUUUGAAGACCGAUUACUUAUCUGCAAGUAGCCAGGCCGGAAAAUUCCUAGCAGAGGAGCCUUACGAAUGGCACAAAAACGGCCUGAGUGAAGACGGUCAAAUUAACUUAGAGGCACCAAGAAAAUGGCGGCUUUUGAAGGAGAAAACAGGCCACGGUGCGUUUUACGGGAUGAGAAUAAUCAUAUACGGGGAAUGCAUUGCCCCACCUUUGGACACUCUUAAACGGGUAGUGAAGGCCGGAGACGGGACCAUUUUAGCAACUUCUCCACCAUACACUCGUUUCUUAAACACUGGUAUAGACUUUGCGGUUGUUAGCCCCGGGAUGCCACAUGUCGACAUAUGGGUGCAGGAAUUUUUAAAACACGAGAUACCAUGUAUAUAUGCCGAUUACCUGGUGGAAUUCGUAUGCAAACCUGGAUAUCCCCUUGAAAGACAUGUUCAGUAUGAUACAAAUGCUUGGGCCGAGAGAUCAUAUAACAAGUUAAAGAAGCGGUUAGAAGAAGAGAUUUGUGAACCGAGAACUCCAGAUAGUGACGACGUGGCGUGUGAGGUGUGCGGGGGACGUGACCGUGGUGAAGAAAUGCUGAUAUGUGGGGAUGAAAGCGGUUUGGUUGGGUGCGGUGUUGGCACGCAUAUUGAUUGUUGUGAUCCGCCGCUUGAAGAUGUUCCUGAGGAGGAUUGGUUUUGUGUCAAGUGUAGUAAGAAGCUCGAGUCGAAAAGACGUAGCAAAAGGAAAGGCUCUUCGUCUAGAGGUUAGUUAUUUAUUCUUUGUUAUUUUUUUUUUGAAGCAUACUUUUGUAGUAAAAAGUACAUUUUUGUAUAAUGGUGUGUAUCUAUACAUAUGUUGUAAGCUUAUUGGAUUCAAUUAUUCAAAUAAAUGUGAAGUUAG